Amaranthus tricolor (Joseph's coat) is the source of this 585-nucleotide messenger RNA. RefSeq lists its product as uncharacterized. Lineage: Eukaryota; Viridiplantae; Streptophyta; Magnoliopsida; Caryophyllales; Amaranthaceae. The transcript is spliced from 3 exons. The record is from RefSeq and is a predicted model, not a curated record. Bases 1 to 585 code for a protein of 194 amino acids.
AUGGUAUGCAUCUCGUCAACCCAGUACUCUUUACUUGUGAAUGGUUGUCCAUAUGAGAUCUUUACACCUAGAAGAGGCCUGAGACAAGGAGACCCCCUCUCCCCCUUCUCUCUGUCAUUGGCAUGGAGUAUCUCUCUAGGAUCCACAAGUCUGCUAGAAAGAACGACCUUUUCAAGUUCCAUCCCCGAUGUAAAAGCCUACAACUUAACCAUCUAUGUUUUGCGGAUGACCUCAUGCUUUUCUACUGGGGUGAAGGCUCAUCUGCCAAAAUUCUUUAUGAUUGUCUCGACAUCCUCAUCUGGUAUGGUUGCCAAUGCUUCAAAGUCAGCGUUAUAUCUUGCAACGGUUCCUGAGCAUAUCAAAGGCCAGAUAGCAAACCUGGUUCAUCAUCAAUUAGGUAGCCUCCCUUUCAGAAAGUUAAUUCUAUUUGUUGGAGCCUACAUUUGGCAUGCGGAUCCUACUAACACUUCCCCAGACAAUGUUAAUUGGCAUGAUGUUUGUAAGCCUAAGAAAUUAGGCAGUUUAGAAUUUGAAACAUUGCUCAUUGGAGCGAAGCUGCAGUGGGUAAACUGGCAUGGCAUGUAA